GUGAAGCCACAAUUUGUGGGUACGAGUACGAAGUUUAUUCGACAACAGCCUGGCUGACAGCAGAAACUUACACUUACAGAGUGCCUGCUCUUUUUUGACGAACUUCUGCACCUUAUAAUUCCAAGGUAAACCAUUUGGUAGGGCCUAAGCUAAGCUGUUCAUGAUGCCUGUAGUAUACAGUGAUGGCACCUUCAUGGAGGAUACAAUUGACUUACAGGCAUCUGUCUACUCAAAGUUUGAGGACUCCAGUAAAGCGUUCCACAGCCUGCCACUUAAACCAUGUCCUCCUAAAGGUUUAUUGUAUGUAGAUCAAAGAGAAUUUGCUGUGACAACAGUUUCCGAUGAUGUGAUUGAUACACUUGGGUCCGAUGAUGCAACAACGUGUCACAUUGUCGUCCUGAGACACUCUGGAACUGGAGUUACUGGUCUGUGUCAUUUUGAUGGUUGCAAUACAAGGCAAGGAGUGGAAGAUCUUGUGGAGUCUGUACUCAAACUCGGCAAUGAUGGAGGGAGUUUGGAGCUUCAUGUGGUGGGUGGUUUUCAGGAUGACAAAGAAACCUCGGAAAAGCUGUCAAGAGAACUGUUAAGUGAAUUCCACAAACUGGAAGUCGAUGUGUAUUUAAUGACUGCCUGCAUUUCUGGUUUGAAUAACACUGUCAAAAACGGCAUCAACUACCCAAUUGUGUAUGGCAUAGCUGUUUCUGUGAAGACUGGGGCAAUAUUUCCCGCUUCGUUUGAAUAUAAGGGACCAGACAAAGCACUAAGGAGCCUCAGACAUUUCAUUGGUGAUACUGAUGUUAAGAAUAUCUACGAUGGCACGAGUCAUCGUCUGGUUAUUGGGCCGUACAACUAUGGCGACUUUCCUAAUGCUUGGAUAUUGAUGCAACAGAGCGAUUCUACCUUAAGAAAGUACCUGUCAACAUCCCCUGCUGUGGAGCCGGAAUACUUUGAACAGAGUGUACGAGCAGCAUUGGGCUUCUAUCUGAGCAAUCCAGAUGCAGCAUCAGUUUUCCCUGAUGGACAGCCACAUGCCUUUACAAUGACACCAGAUGGACAAUGGAGUGCAGUAACACCAUGAUACCAUAUCCACUACAUGGACGCUUCAAAAAACCACAUGAAGGUAGCAUCACUGUUCUCAACACAUGUGUACAACAUGGACGCUUCAAAAAACCACAUGAAGGUAGCAUCACUGUUCUCAACACAUGUGUACAACAUGACACAUAUCCUGACUGUUAGGCAAGGUGAACUUCAAUUAUCUACGCUGGAUGAUGAAUAUCAUGCCUGGAGAUUACUCAUUCGAAAAUGGCCUUGUCCAUCAAAAAUAGGAAGUGCCACCCUACAAAUAUUGAAAUUUAGUGUGUGUAAAUAUUAAACUGAAUUUACUUUGG
Molecule: messenger RNA, 1388 nt
Organism: Asterias rubens (European starfish)
Lineage: Eukaryota; Metazoa; Echinodermata; Asteroidea; Forcipulatida; Asteriidae
Product: protein N-terminal asparagine amidohydrolase-like
Exons: 11
Coding region: 161-1078 (305 amino acids)
Biological process (GO): ubiquitin-dependent protein catabolic process
Cellular component (GO): nucleus
Molecular function (GO): protein-N-terminal asparagine amidohydrolase activity
Source: RefSeq, a predicted model, not a curated record